AGAAAAGUUUAAAUUUGUAUUUAAAUAGUUCUUUCAAUCGAAAUAUCGCCGCAGUCGAUAUUUUUUUUUCAAAUAUUUUUACCAUGGACAAGUAUUUCUACAUAUUACUCCUAAUUUCAGUGACACGCUGUCGGGGACAACUUUCUGGUUCAGGAUCGUCUUGUCCAGAAGCAACGCUGGUAUGCAUAGAAGAAAAUGAAAUUUGCUUCCGCGGUAAUAGUGAUUCUGUCAACUGUUAUUGUCCAUAUGGCUUUAAGGGUGACAACUGCGAGGAACCAAUGACCGACCUUAUUGACGAAAAGUGUGAGCUACCAGACAAACCAGGGGAUUUGUGCGACUGAUUUGAACUCACAAUCCAAUGUACAAAUAAUGAUUGCCAAGAGUCCGAAAUUUGUUGUUCAAUUGGAUGCGGGACAACAUGUGUAGUUAAUCCGGAACUUAAGUGUACAACAAAAAAUGAUUGUAAACCAAAUCAGGGAUGUUAUAAAAUUAAUCAGGAAGAUAAUAUCUGUUUCUGCGCGUUUGGAUUUGGAGGCGAAGAUUGCAUGGAACACCAAAAAUUAGAUCAACGAUGUCCAUUUCCGAAUGAUAUCAUUGACGUUUGUGAAGAUAUAAAUAAGGAAGAAUGCGUAGGACAUGAAGAUUGUCCAUCGAAACACAUAUGCUGUGUAGCGCCGGACGCCUGUUCGACCACUUGCUUACCGAUAGGAUGUGAAAAUGCCGAAGAACUCAAAACAUGUACAGACCAGAAUAAGCUAUGUAUAAACGACGACUCUACCGAUGUAUACAGUUGCAUAUGCCCGCAAGGAUAUGUCGGUACGAUGUGUGAAAUAGCAUUGCUCGAUGAACGUUGCGAGUUUCCGGAGGUUACUGGUGAUACAUGCCUUGAAUUUGAAUAUCCAACGACAUGUACAAAAAAUGAAGAUUGCGAAGGUGAUAAAUACUGCUGUUCAACAGGAUGCGGAACUCAGUGCGUGGACCCAGCAGAUUCACCUCCCCGCAAGCCAUUAAAUCCGUUGUUGAUUGCUCUUGCCUUAUCAAACCGUGGGCGUCAAACUCCUGUAAUUCCUGCACCAUAUGUACCUUAUUGUCCACCGAACCUAUGCGGUCAACUAGUUUGUCCCACAAAUGUUGGAGCAAGAUGUCAACCGAUCAGGGGACGAUGUGAUAUCCAUUUUUAUGACCAGUAUACCAAUCAUCUGAUUACACAGAAUUGUCCGUGCAACAGAGGUGCUCAAGAAUUCAGUUCUUGUUUUGCCAACAGUUGUUCUGACAUAUAUGGCAGACCAUUGGUUUGUCGCGGAAAUCCUAACGCAAGAUGUCGCGUAACAAGAUGUGGAUUCUGCUUGGCAUAUUGGAUUGAUGAACGUACCGGACAACGUGUUCAAUGUGCCAAUGAGUAUUAAAGCUCACAGAUAUCUCAAGUAUCUGUCAACGAUAUAAUGAUUUUCUUGAAUUUUUGUUACUUUCCUCACUUUAAAAAUGUUUCCUCAUAAAGGUUUUCAGUACAGACAAUUAAAACCUAGGAUUUCUACAUAUUAUCACGCAGAUGUGAUUUACAAGGAUUUGAACUGGAAAUCGUACUUGCUGCUACCUGUGAUGUAACUUUAUAAUUUCACUUACGUGCUGCAGAAAUAAUAACGCAGAUUCUGAGAAUAUAUCAUGUUAGAUUUUGAUUUUCCUCUUCUUGGUAUAUCGAUCAUCUUGCUUGUAUUAAUAUCGAGUUGAAUGAUUUGGGAUUCAUAUAUAUAACAAAUCAGAUCGUUAAGAUUUAAUAUAUUAAAUAAAAUUAACCAUACAA
This is a messenger RNA of Styela clava, 1801 nucleotides long. NCBI's taxonomy places the organism in Eukaryota, Metazoa, Chordata, Ascidiacea, Stolidobranchia, Styelidae. The record is from RefSeq and is a predicted model, not a curated record.